Messenger RNA from Pyrenophora tritici-repentis Pt-1C-BFP, 1005 nucleotides. RefSeq names its product RTA1 domain containing protein. The record is from RefSeq and is a predicted model, not a curated record. NCBI's taxonomy places the organism in Eukaryota, Fungi, Ascomycota, Dothideomycetes, Pleosporales, Pleosporaceae. Gene Ontology annotation, cellular component: fungal-type vacuole; plasma membrane.
AUGAUUUACGGUUUCAUCGAUGCUCCAUGCUACCUUCCAUCGUGGGACUGCCCGAUAGAGUAUUCGUACUGGCGCUACCGACCUUCAUUCAGCACCAAUGUCACCUUUACUGCGCUCUUUGGCCUAUCUAUGCUUCUCUUCCUGGUACAGGGCAUUAUAGGAAGGAGAUGGAUGGGAUUCAGCAUCGCAAUGAUUUCGGGUUGCGCUCUCGAGGUUGUCGGCUAUAUUGGACGCAUACUAGCAAGUCAAGAUAUGUUUGACGAGAACGCAUUUCUCAUUCAGAUCAUAUGUCUGACCAUCGGUCCGGCCUUCCUCGCUGCCGGUAUCUAUCUGUGCCUUGCGCGCAUCGUCACUACCGUUGGCCCUGAACACUCGCGCAUCAAGCCCCUUUCAUAUCCGCGGAUCUUCAUUCCCUGCGACGUGAUCUCUCUCAUACUGCAAGCUUCGGGUGGGGGUAUGGCUAGUGUCGCAACACACAACGGGGAAAAUCCGAUAACGGGCAAUCGCAUAAUGAUCGCCGGUCUAAGCUUCCAAGUUGUAACACUGCUCCUCUUCAUCAUAAUUGCUGUCGAUUUCGCCUGGCGCACUUACAGCGGUCGUACCCACCUUGGACAGAUUCCCCCGAAUCAGCAGCAGGCGAGGCUUCGCCGCUCCUGGCCGUUUAACGCCUUCCUUAUUGCCCUAACAAUCUCCACUCUUUGCAUUUUCACAAGAUGCGUGUUCCGUGUCGCCGAAUUAAGCGAGGGCUGGGAGGGUUAUCUUGCCACUUCACAGAAGUACUUCAUUGGACUUGAGGGUGCAGUCAUUGUCGCGUCGGUACUCCUCCUGAACUUGUGCCAUCCGGAUAUGUGCUUCAAGGAUGCUAUUGAUGCGAGGGUUGUGCAACCGAGCCAGAGGACGUGGUAUGGCAAAACGAGGAAUGCUGGCAUGGUACUUCAUGGUGGAGAUGAGAGUCACACUGAAUUGGUUGGGUUCAACAACAGAGACGGAAAGUAUAGAGCGUGA